Messenger RNA from Eimeria tenella, 2396 nucleotides. RefSeq names its product ribonuclease II RNB family protein, putative. The record is from RefSeq and is a predicted model, not a curated record. The transcript has 2 exons. The annotation marks the transcript as partial. NCBI's taxonomy places the organism in Eukaryota, Apicomplexa, Conoidasida, Eucoccidiorida, Eimeriidae.
AUGAUACCAUCAUUUUGUUUAGUUAGAAGGUCACUUGGGCGGCUGCCGCUGCCGCUGGCAGCGGCAGAUGCUUCCACUGCAGCAGCAGCAGCAGCUGCUGCUGCUGCUGCAGCGGGAUGCUCAGCAGCAGCAGCAACAGCAGCAGCAGCAACAGCAGCAGCAGCAACAGCAGCAGCAGCAGCACCGCUGUCUGCUGCUGCUCGCGAAUACAGGCCUUACGCCCAGCUUCUCAGGCGUCGACACACUACAGCGGCAGAAGGGAGUGCAGCAGCCACACCAUCUGCUGCUGUUCCUGCUGCUGCUGCUGCUGUUGCUGGAGCAGCAGCAGCAACUGCUGCUGCUGCUGACCCUUCGAGUGAAGUUCGUGUGCGCGUGCCUCGUGGGCUGCGUAAAAAAUCUUCGGUUCUUUCACAGCCGCAGCAGCAGCAGCAGCAGCAGCCGCAGCAGCAACUACAGCAGCAGCAAGAACGGAAGCAGCAGCAACAGCAGCAGCUGCUGCUGCAGCAGGAGGCGCACGCUAAGCCAAAGACAAGCCGGGAAAUCAGCACGCAUGCAGCUGCUGCAGCCGGAACGCAGCAGCGACCGCGGCAGCAGCAGCAGCAGCAACAGCAGCGACAGAGCUCAGCACAGAUAGCGCAGCAGCAUAUCGACAUUCAGGUGCAGCAGCAAAUCGCUUGGCAGCUGCACUAUCGUGCAUGGCAGCAGCAGCAGCAACAACAGGAGCAGCAGCAACUGCAGCAGCGGCAGUGGCAGCAGCGGCAGUGGCAGCAGCAGCAGGUGUUGCUGCAGCAGCAACAACAGCUCAAGCAGCAGCAGCAGCAGCAGCAGCAGCAGCAGCUACAGCAGACUGGCUGGAGUCUUCCUUAUGAGCAGCUAGGGCCUGCAGUUCCGUGGGGCAGCUUGCCCCAGCAGCAACAGCAGCAGCAGCAGCAGCAGCAGUUGGCACUUCAGGGAGCUUCUUUUGGUCCGCUACCGUCGUUUGGCCCAGGUGGGUACCCGCAGCAGCAGCAGCAGCAGCAGAGGCGCAUUGCUGCAGCAGAACGCAAACUGCAGCUGCAGCGGCGGCAGCAGCAGCGGCAGGAGUACAGACAACUGCUUCAGCAGUUCAAGCAGCAGCCAAAAGAAUGGGCUGCUGCUGCUGCUGCUGCAGCAACUGCUGCUGCAACCAAAGCGUCUCGCCAGGUUACCUCUGCUGCUGCUGCUGCUGCAGGCAGCAGCAGCAGCAGCAGCAGCAAUUUAAAGGGAGCGCGCACUCGGGGUCAUGGACGCUCUGCCCUCAAUGCUCGCAGGAGCCUGCAGCAGCAGCAGAAGCAGCAGCUGCUGCUGCUGCAGCACGGGCGCAGCAGCAGAAGGCCAGCUAGGCGCCCUCUCCGCAGCCGCUGCGGCAGCAACACGGGCGGCGGAGGUCCCUCUCCAACAGCAGCAGCAGCAGCAGCAGCAGCAACGGGGAGAAGCAGCAGCAGCGGAUUGUUUGAACCGUUUUGGUCGCAGCAAACAGCAGAAAAAGCUGCUGCUGCUGGCCUAGCAGUAAGAGGGGUGGUGCAUGUGCCUGCAACAAAGACAGCCAAGGCGCUGCUGCUGGUGCACCCGGCGGAGGCAGCAGCAGCAGCAGCAACUGCUGCUGCUCCCUCCCGGGUGUACGUACACCCCGUGACUCGUGAGCGCAUGCAGGCAUUCGAAAUUGGCGGCUUCUCUCCGAGAAAUAGAGCCAUGCAUGGAGACAAAGUUAUUGCUGCUUUUGCUUCGAGAGCCCUCACUGAGGAGGCCUGCUGCAGGCUGCUGCAGCAGCUCCAGCAGCAGCAGCAGCAGCAGCCGUGCGAGGUCAGCCAACAGCAGGGGCAGAAUGGCUGUGUCGGUGCUUCAGAGGCUGAAAGGGCGGGCGCUACUUCUGCUGCUGCUGCGGAGCUUGGUCCAGCAGCAGCAGCAACAGCAGCAGCAGCAGCACCAACAACAGCAGCACAGACAGAACUACCUGAAAGUGGAGCAGCAGCAGCAGCAGGGGAAGCAGCAGCAGCAGCGGGCCCGGCAGCAACGUCGGCUGAUAGCUGCCUAGCGGCGGCCAUCAGUGGAAGGCGCCGGCAGAGCUCCCGCAGCAACACCUGCAGCAGCCAGCAGCAGCAGCAGCAGCAGCAGCAGCAGCAACAGCAGCAGCAGCAGCAGCAGCAAGGGGCCGCGGAGGCCCCUUUGCUGCAGCAGCCCACAUGCCGCGUUGUGUUCAUUGAACAGAUAGGAGAGGAAACGCGAGAAAUACUCACUAUAGUGCAGCCGCACCAGCACAUUGCAGCAAUCCGCCGCUUCUUGAAGCAGCAGCAGCAGCAGCAGCAGCAGCAGCAGCAGCAGCAGGCAGAAGCAUCAGCCCCCACGGGAGACUGGCCCACUGUGAAGGCGCAGCCAAG